UUCUCCCUCGGCGCUGGGAACAUGGCGGCGGUCGCGGGGAGGGCCCUGCUGCGAGGAACGGUGCGGGGGCUGGUGCUCCCGCGACUCGCAGGGGGCACCCCGGGCCCGGAGCGCGACUUCAGCCUCUCUCACAAUCGGGGCACGGUCAUCGUGGAGCGCUGGUGGAAGGUGCCGCUGGCCGGAGAGGGCCGGAAGCCGCGCCUACACCGGCGACACCGGGUCUACAAGCUGGUAGAGGACACGAAACACGGGCCCAAAGGCAGCCUGGAGCUCAUCCUCACGCAGUCGGUGGAAGGACUUGGAGUCCGGGGUGACCUGGUCUCAGUGAAGAAAUCUUUGGGCCGGAAUCGACUACUGCCUCAAGGUCUGGCUGUAUAUGCAUCCCCUGAAAACAAGAAACUGUUUGAGGAGGAGAAAUUGCUGAGACAAGAAGGAAAAUUAGAGAAGAUCCAGACCAAGGCAGGUGAGAUGGUGAGUAAAAACAUAGAAAGUUGUUACUUAUUUGUCACCUAAGGAGUCACCAAUUUCUUCCUGAGAGGCUCCUUGAUUUCCUUGAAGUCUCCUGAUUUCAGAGACAAGUGUAGGAGAAAGAGGAAAUGUUUGGCUGCCAUAACUGGUAUUGAGACCUCCUGGGAGAUCCUAACUUGUUGGGUGAAGUGCCCUAGCUUAUCGAGAAAGGCUGCAGCCUGAUUACCAGGGGACCCAUGGAAAAGUGUGAGAUGAGGGCUCUGCCUCCAUUGAUAUUUACAGACAAGUCACAGAGAACAUAGACACAUGAGAACGUGAUCAGUAAGCUCAAGGCGGUAGAUUAUAAGAAUGACAUAGAUC
Messenger RNA from Leptonychotes weddellii (Weddell seal), 828 nucleotides. The record is from RefSeq and is a predicted model, not a curated record. NCBI's taxonomy places the organism in Eukaryota, Metazoa, Chordata, Mammalia, Carnivora, Phocidae.